CGUUUGAGAGUGCAUUGACAGAUUUUUGCUCGACAAUUAUAUUUUUCAAAUUCAAUAUUUUCAGUCAAUAUGUUGAAACAAAUGUGUGCCAUUUUGUUAAUUUCUCUGCUGUGCUUUAUGCAUAGUGCUACGGCCAUCAAAUGCUACCAAUGCAAGUCCCUAACGGAUCCAAAUUGCGCCAAAGACAACAUCGAUGGCAACUCGAACAUCCGGCAGGUGGAUUGCGAUAAUGUGGCGAAGCCGAACACAAUGGAGCAACUGCAGGCUGUCACCAAAUGCAACAAAGUGGUCACUAGUGAUCGCGCCGGCGUCAUCGUUUCGCGGGACUGCCACUUCGAGACUGUCGGACAGAAGGACAAUGUUUGCACGGUAACGCACAGCCGGCAAGUGGAGAGCUGCUACACGUGCAAGGGGGAUCUGUGCAACGCUUCUGGCGCUGCGCGUUUCAUGGCCGUCGGCUUCGCAGCACUGCUGGCAGUGUUCGCCAUGCAAAUGACUUUGUAAAAAUGGUUGUCAAAAAAGCAUAAUGAGAACAACAAAUAAUAUUAACUAUGUAUGUACAAACUAAAAAUUAUGUAAAAUCUAUGUUAACUAAAUUUCAAUUUGUUGAUGUGAUUGGUUUUUUUAAAUAAAGCUGUAAGAGAAAGAUAA
This is a messenger RNA of Scaptodrosophila lebanonensis, 651 nucleotides long. RefSeq lists its product as uncharacterized. The record is from RefSeq and is a predicted model, not a curated record. The coding region runs from base 70 to 504 and encodes 144 amino acids. The transcript is spliced from 3 exons. Lineage: Eukaryota; Metazoa; Arthropoda; Insecta; Diptera; Drosophilidae. Gene Ontology annotation, biological process: regulation of synaptic transmission, cholinergic; sleep; positive regulation of voltage-gated potassium channel activity.